UCAUGCAUAAACAAAAACUUGAUUGAAUACCAGCAAUUAAUGUUAAUUAUGGUUAGGAUAUAUUCCCAUUCCUAUCAUUGGCUAUACGCGACAAAUCUUUGCUUAGGCCUGACUGGAGUCCGCCUUUUUUAGGUCCAACCUUACCUCAUACGUUACCAUAUUGAGUCCGCCUUUUGUAAUCAACAGACACUUCCUUAGAUUGUUUAUACUUGAAGGUCUAAGCAUAUUGUUUCUAGUAAAUCUUCAAUCAUCUGACCAGAUACAUUUGAUUAUCAACUGAGUGUUCAUCACAGUUAACAGUUUCAUUUGUAACUUUUCCUCGUUAACUUCAAGUCUUGGCUUAUUUGUUAUCAUAAAAGUGCUCAUUUCUUGCUCAUAGUUUCAUUUCUUUGUUUUUAUAUUAAAAUGAAUGUAUUGAACUAUAUUCAGGAAAAUCUCAACAACAACAAUCACAAUACAACUGAUAGAACGAUUUCAGUUAUUUUACUCCAAGAAGAAUUAUGGAACAAAUUCAAUUCAAUAACAACAGAAAUGAUUGUAACCAAAUCUGGACGACGAAUGUUUCCAGUAGUGAAAUUAGAAGUAAAAGGAUUGGAAAACCAUUCAAUGUAUGUUAUAAUACUAGAGUUUUGUCAAUUGGGCGAUAAUAGAUGGAAGUUUGUCAACAAUGAAUGGGUACAAGGAUCUAAAUCUGAAGUUAAAUCACGCUCAGAAUACAGUUAUUACACUCACCCUGAGUCACCCAAUUAUGGUGGUCAUUGGAUGAAAAAACCUGUUGAAUUUCCAAAAGUUAAACUGACCAAUAAACAACCACCAGAAGAAGGUCAAGUGGUCCUCAAUUCCCUUCACAAAUAUGAACCUAAGGUUCAUAUAAUUAAAAGCAAUCCUGGACAUGAACCUGAAACAAUUAGUUUUUGUUUACCAACAACACAAUUCAUCGCUGUUACAGCCUAUCAAAAUGAAUCGAUCACUGAUUUAAAAAUCAAAAACAAUCCAUACGCUAAGGCAUUUGCCGAGAAACAUAAGAAAAACAAAAACGAUGUAAACAGGAUUGAUAAUAAUAUUAACCCUUGCUUUGAAUAUGGCCGUCCACAGUUAUACGAACAUCAGCAACAAAACCAAUUUCAUCAUUCUUAUCAUCAUCAUCAUACUUACUUGCCUUAUCAGGAACCACAUGAUUCUGGAGCCAAUUUUACACCUCAAAAUGUUCAACAAAUGUUUUAUUAAAUAUUUGAAAGUAAUAAGUUGAAUGUGUCUUAAAUUUACAAAAUUAAAAUUACAGUAACUUGAUAUUGAAAUAAAUUCAAUAAUUUCGUUCCAGUU
Molecule: messenger RNA, 1323 nt
Organism: Tetranychus urticae (two-spotted spider mite)
Lineage: Eukaryota; Metazoa; Arthropoda; Arachnida; Trombidiformes; Tetranychidae
Product: T-box transcription factor T-like
Biological process (GO): positive regulation of DNA-templated transcription; cell fate specification; heart morphogenesis
Cellular component (GO): nucleus; chromatin
Molecular function (GO): RNA polymerase II cis-regulatory region sequence-specific DNA binding; DNA-binding transcription factor activity, RNA polymerase II-specific
Source: RefSeq, a predicted model, not a curated record